AACGCGACCAUCGCCAGCGAGGGGUCGAAUAAGUAUAGCAAGGUUUCAUUCUGGAGCCUCUGCAACGGGGGCACCCUUCAUGAUUUUGUCGAGCAUUGCUGGGACCGCGGGGUAAGCCUCCAUUACGGGUUUGUCCUUCGAUUCCUUCGCCAGAUGCUCGAGACCCUGCGUGUAAUGUACACGAAGACAGGUCCCGGGAUGCCAAUCUUCCAUGGCGACCUGCAUCCCGGCAAUGUGAUGCUGCACUUCCCAUCUCAUGAAACCAUGCCUGACUUCUACCUCAUUGACUUUGGUCAGGCCGGCUAUGCCAGGCGAUACCCCUAUUACCAGGGAGACGAUCUCCGCGUUUGGGACAUCCCCGACCUGAUGAACAUCAUCGAAACCAAGCUGUUCAGGCUAACCCUCCCCAUUGCAGGGCCCGGCGCCGUCCACCACCACGAGGGACUCAUGGCUCUCCUCAACGAGCAAAACACCUCCAACCCAAUCUGCGUCGCCUACCAAGUCCUGCGGAGACUCGACCGUCAGUAUGCGAUCAACAAGAAUCUCGCCGUGACGCAGAGCCGUAGUACCCAGCAGCAGCCGACGCGCCUCGUCGUGCCCUGCCUGGACGGCAUCAUCAACUAUGUCGCGGCCCACGCCACGCACGCCGAGCCUUCGCUGGUGGCCAGCGGCAACUGGCGGGCGUUUAACCAGACCUACUGCUCGCUGUACGAGCUUGGGUCGUGCCCGCCUCAGCCCGUCAGACGGCCUCUUCUCUUCCCGACGGCGCAGGAGCUGCUGGCGAUUCGGAACGUGCCCGGCCCGUGGUACGUGGCGCGUGUGGAUGUGGCGGUUGGCCAGUACGAUUUUAGGGUGCGCAAGGUGCUGGAUGGCGCGCAUCAUCGGCCGAAUGAGGACAAUACCGACUCGGAUACGGAGGAGGCGUAUAUGUGGUCGGAUGAGGAUGAGUCGGGGGGUUGUUAAGAGGGAGUCAGCGGCCAUGAGGGGAUGAGGAUAUGAGGAUAUGAGGGAGUGUUGCCCGUAGGGUAGUGUAGCGUGUAGACUACCUAAAUAACGAACAUGAAUAUAUG
Messenger RNA from Canariomyces notabilis, 1070 nucleotides. RefSeq lists its product as uncharacterized. The transcript has a single exon. The coding region runs from base 265 to 963 and encodes 232 amino acids. Lineage: Eukaryota; Fungi; Ascomycota; Sordariomycetes; Sordariales; Chaetomiaceae. The record is from RefSeq and is a predicted model, not a curated record.